CAUUUUUGAGACCCGUUUUGUCAACAAAUCUGUCUUUUUUAAUAAGAAACUUGAAUUUAUAUACUUCAAUAAAUCAUUAUUUAGUUUUAAUUAUCAAGGGCGAACACAAAGUUUUUCCCAGAAUGACCGGUAAAUCCACGGAUAUUCCUGGAUUCUCCCUCCAGGAAACGUUUCCACUGCACUAUCUCGCGAAAGUGGGGGAUUUUGAGGAGCUUAAAAGAUACCUGGAGGCACACCCCACCUCCGCCGUGAAACAAAUCAGUCGGAUCGAUUUCAGUGGACGUACGAUCCUUCACUACUCGGCCGUUGGAGUAAAUUUUGCCGGCUGUGAAAAAUGCGUCACUUUCAUCCUGAAAUUCCUGAACGAUCUUGAGGGUGAGAGGAAGGAGACGUUUGUUAACAUCGCCGUCCGACGGCAGACCCAACGCGUCCGUCGUCAACAAUGGAAGGGGGACGAUUGUCAGGAGACGAUUCACUUCAUCAACGCCAAGGACACCAAGGGCGAAACGGCACUCCACCUCGCAGCCAGAAAUGAAAAUACAAACAUCGUCACGACACUCCUCCUCCAUUCCGCGGACGUCAUGGCCGUAUCACGUGAUGGGACGCAAGCCUUAAAACUGAUUUAUUCCAAGACACCCUCCGCCGUCACGGAACUGCUCAAUCGAAGCGUCUCCUUCGAUUAUGGAAUCGAUUCGGAAACUUUCACCAAAACGGAACGAUCUUAUUGCUUAGAUUUCACUGCCAUAAUUGGGAACAUGACGGACCGAGAUGACGACGAAGGGGAUCAGCAGAUCAGUGACACCAUCCAGUCCGCCUUGUACAGGGAAGCCGCUUGCUUAAACAGUGUUAACGAAAAUGAGACCAAAGUUCGCAAAGAAAUUUUAACUCAUCCCCUCGUCAGGUUUUUCGUCGAGAAAAAAUUCACCAAAUUAUUGACUCUCAUUUGGACCUCCAUCAUCCUUAAGCUUUUAUGGAUCAGUUUGUACGUUUGGCAUGCAAUUGACGUGUACUACGACUGCUGUGAAAGUGCUUUGACGGAUGUUCAACCCUUAUUCUCGCAACCACAAGCCGUCUACUGCUCCCAAUUCCCAUUCACGCUAGAAAUUAUGACCACAAGUACAAACUGGACACAAACCGACGCCGACCUUGCCCGAACGAGUGUGAUGGACUGUGCAAAAAAUAGCAAUUCCAUAAUUCGCCUCGUGCCAAUUUUACUCUUCACGAUUUACGUCAUUUUCACGAUCGGCUUCAAAACGGUGAUUUUAUACAAGGCUUAUCUCAAGAUUCAAAACUGUUUUUUGUGGGUUUUCACUCUCUUCCUCCUCGUCACCCUGUUUCCGACGGAGGCCAGUUUCAAAGUCCAGUUCCAAUUCGCAGCGUUUACGAUUGCGAUUGGAGCCUUGGUCAUUUUGGAAAUUGUGAAUAAACACAUCUACUGGGCAAUCUAUCUCAGAGUUUUAAUCAAGGUGGUGGAACGCUUUAUCGCCAUCCUUCCACUCUUUCUCUUCAUCAUGUUGGCCUUUUCAGUCUCCCUCAGAAUGCUCUUCCCCACGAUUAACCCAGCCCUGAAAGAUUUCCGUGACGCGUUGAUGGAAGUUUUUGCAAGUAUCGCGAACGGGAAGGUGGAAUGGUCGGAAGGGAAUAAUUACCAAAUCGGGGUCGACACCCAGUUCGAGACGUCCGGUUUUAUCAUGUUCAUCGUCUUUUAUGUCCUCCUCAUCCUACUCCUUUUCCGCAUCCUUAUCGGUUUCGUCGUCGCGGACACAAAGAAAAUCCAAGAGGAAGAAGAACUCAACGAGAUUUCGCAAGAUUUAAAAUCCAUUUUUAUCUUUGAGUCCAUCGCGACUUCUCUGCCCUACCGAUACAUGAGCAACCUGAGCUGUUUAAGCUUUCUCCAACGUUUCCGAGAGCGCUUUAUGCUCUGUCGAAAUCAGAAAAUGCAAAUUUGGCUGGGUGAAUCUGACAUCCCGAAACAUUUGCGGAAACCUUUGAGAUUAUUGGCGUCCAAAAAUCCGGUCAAAUCCAGAAAACAUGAAGUCUGGGAAAGCGCAAAUAAUAACGAAAAUAAACCGAAAAAAGGGCGAUUCACUGGAAACCCGAAGCGGGUAACGACCAACGAAAACGUCGUCGUCAUUCCGCCAGAAGACGAUGUCAAUAAUAAUAAUGACGCGCAACCUGUGCGAAAUCAGGGUCAACCCGUGCGAAAUCAGGGGCAACCCGUGCUAAAAAUUGGCAAUGAUGAUGUAGACACUAACUGCUAGAUUUAUAAAUAAGCAAUAAAUGCGAUCAAACAAAUCGCAUCUUCUUUUUUGAAAA
Messenger RNA from Folsomia candida, 2316 nucleotides. RefSeq lists its product as uncharacterized. The record is from RefSeq and is a predicted model, not a curated record. Lineage: Eukaryota; Metazoa; Arthropoda; Collembola; Entomobryomorpha; Isotomidae. Gene Ontology annotation, molecular function: protein binding. The transcript is spliced from 11 exons. Bases 123 to 2261 code for a protein of 712 amino acids.